GGCCCAACUCUGCUGUCCGGGCCGGACCUUGCUCCUGCGGCUUCUCGGAGCCGCCCAUGGGGACGGGCCGGGGGCGAAGCGGGGAACGUGGCGGCGCCAGCGCGGGGAAGUGCUGCCCGCGGAACUUCCGCGCAGGAAAGUUUGACCCGCGCUGCGUGUGUUGGCUCUCCGGGCCCCAAGAACGGUAUGUUGGACUUUGUGUUUGCUGUGGAUGAUUCUGUGACUUGGCACAUGAUGAAUUUGUUAAAGAAUAAGAGUCAUUAUUCUUUCCUAAAAUUUUUGGGGCCAAAACAAAUAAGUAAUAUACAGAACUAUGGAGCUGGAAUUUACUACAACACUUUAGUGCCUUUUCAUGGUAGGAUGAUAAAAUAUGGUGUAAUUGGCACAAAGUUCUUGAUUGAAGAUUUGCUUCACUGGAAAACUCUCUAUGUUGCUGGACGCCUACAAAAGCCGGUAAAAAUUCUGACCCAAAAUGAGAAUGGCAAGCUACAAGCUGCCCUUGUUAGCAAUUUGAAGAGUGCAGUCACAGCAGCCUUUCUCAUGUUGCCAGAAAGUUUCUGUGAAGAAGAUCUCUAUAUGCAGAUUGCAGGACUUUCCUACUCUGGUGACUUCAGAAUGAUAAUUGGAGAAGACGGGUUAAAGGUGCAGAACAUUGUGAAACCUAAUGUGCCCCAUUUUCAGAAGCUCUAUGCUAACAUAUUACAGGACUGCCCUCAGGUAGUAUACAAGCAUCAGCUUGGAAGGCUGGAGAUUGAUAAAAGUCCAGAAGGUCAAUUCACACAAUUAAUGGCUUUGCCCAGAACGCUGCAACAAAAGAUAACUGCUCUUGUAGACCCUCCUGGCAAGAACCGAGACGUGGAAGAGAUUUUACUGCAAGUUGCCCAUGACCCUGACUGUGGAUUAGUGGUACGCCAGGGCAUUUCAGGAAUUGUGAGGUCUUCCAGUUUAGUGCAGAGUGCUAAAACCAUUCUAACAGCUGCUCGGAAGAAGUCAUGGUGCAGGCCUCAAGAAAUUUCUUACACAUGCACCUAAUUUAAAGACCCUUUAUCCAGACCACACAAGGAUGAGAUGAUAUUCCAGAGCUGCUCAUCAUCUUCAAUUCACACUUUAUACUCAAGUUUAUGCCUAUUGCCUUUUAGAAAGUAAUGUUUUAAUAGUGUUUGGGGCCCCUAGUAGUUUGACUAAAAUAACUAUGGAAGUAGAAACAGUUGUGUCCUGAAUGCUGAUCUGGUUCUUUUAAAAUCAGUUUUAUAGUUGAGUUGCAUUAUAUGAAAGGAAGGUAGUGAGCCUAUUGCCCAUCCUUCCUUGUUAAUUUGAAGAAAUUGAAGAAACAAAGCAACUCAGAAUUAGAGGAGGAAGGCAGAGGGUUUUUUUUUAAUCUUGUAUAAUGAACUGGACAUAUUAAUUGCCGGCCUUCAUUGGAUUCAGUUCCUUCAAAUUUUUUCCCAAUAAUAUUCUAGUGGUCUCACUUUUUCACGUGCAUGCAGUUGACCAGUAAAAUAUUACGUGUGUCACUAGGAGAGUAGUUUUCAAGUUCCUAAAGUCUUGGAACUUUUUCAUAUAAUUUCUUCUGCCGUGGAACCCCCUACCUCUGGUUCCCCGGGCUGUGAGAGCUGAUGUAGAGCCAAGCAACCUGGUCCAGCAAUAGCAAAACACUGUCUCCUGACCUGCUCCACCAUAACUCCCAGUCUCUUUGUGGAGCCCUUGAUCACCUGUUGUGGAACCCCAGGGUUCUGUGGAACACAGUUUGAAAAUCACUGACCUAGGGCAUUAUACUGUUAGAAGCGCAAGGUUAAGUAUAUUGUUAUAGGUAAAAUAAAAAUGGCACUUAAAACAGGGGUGAUCAGCCCUCAGCCUGUGGACCAGACCUGGUCCCUAGUGCUGUGUCAUCCAGCCUAUAGGGCUCCAGAAAUUUGGUGGUUGGGGAACACAGGCACCACUCUGCUGCCAAAUUUCCAGACCAUGGGAAGUCCCAGGCCCUGUGCACUGGAUUGGGUGCUUGAUCCCAACACACAGUGCUAUUUGGGGGCAGUGCCAGGCCCCUGGUUCCACUCACAGUUUGGAGGGGGCCAGAAGAGGGCAGCGCACAGGAGCAGGUGGCGCCAGGCCCCCAGGGUCCAAUCCCAGCACAUGGCACCAAGAGAAGAUGGCCCUGGGGCCCAAUCCAGGCAGGCAGCACCAGGACCCAGUCCUGGUACACAAGGAUCCAUCCAUACUGUAGGGCCCCAUGCCAUUCAUGUGUAGGGCUCUGAGAAAAUAGCAGAUUUCUUGUUUACAACUUGGCGGCACGUGAGCAGGUAUGGUAUCACUUUUUUCAUGGAAUAUUCAUAGAACUACCACUGAUCUUGGCAAAUGCGUCCUGGUAGUUCCAUGAAUAUUCCGUGAAAAAUGAUACUUUACCCAUGCACAUGCAGCAGGCAGACACACAGUCAUAGACAGUGGAAGGCUGGGACCAAUGGGGCUUAACUCCCCCCCCCACCAAAUGCGGGGUAGAGCAGAGGUCCACAGGGCAGCCUGGGCACGGGCUCUGGGCAGCUGCAACAGGGAGGUGGAAGGGAUGGCAC
This is a messenger RNA of Alligator sinensis (Chinese alligator), 2564 nucleotides long. It is a transcript of the gene TAMM41, whose product is annotated as TAM41 mitochondrial translocator assembly and maintenance homolog. NCBI's taxonomy places the organism in Eukaryota, Metazoa, Chordata, Crocodylia, Alligatoridae. Gene Ontology annotation, molecular function: phosphatidate cytidylyltransferase activity. The coding region runs from base 187 to 1032 and encodes 281 amino acids. Gene Ontology annotation, biological process: cardiolipin biosynthetic process; CDP-diacylglycerol biosynthetic process. The transcript is spliced from 8 exons. The record is from RefSeq and is a predicted model, not a curated record. Gene Ontology annotation, cellular component: mitochondrion.